Arvicola amphibius (Eurasian water vole) is the source of this 3552-nucleotide messenger RNA. RefSeq names its product PR/SET domain 11 (gene Prdm11). Gene Ontology annotation, molecular function: protein binding; DNA-binding transcription factor activity, RNA polymerase II-specific; RNA polymerase II cis-regulatory region sequence-specific DNA binding. The transcript is spliced from 8 exons. Gene Ontology annotation, cellular component: nucleus. Gene Ontology annotation, biological process: regulation of transcription by RNA polymerase II. The record is from RefSeq and is a predicted model, not a curated record. The coding region runs from base 40 to 3552 and encodes 1170 amino acids. Lineage: Eukaryota; Metazoa; Chordata; Mammalia; Rodentia; Cricetidae.
CCGGCCCGCCGCCCCGCGUGGGAGCCCGCGAAGGACAGAAUGACUGAGAACAUGAAGGAGUGCUUGGCCCACACCAAGGCUGCUGUAGGGGACAUGGUGACAGUAGUGAAGACAGAGGUCUGCUCACCACUCCGGGACCAGGAGUAUGGCCAGCCCUGCUCUAGGAGACCGGAGGCCUCUUCUAUGGAAGUUGAACCCAAGAAGCUGAAGGGAAAGCGUGAGCUCUUCGUGACCAAAAGCUUCCAGCAAGUGGACUUCUGGUUCUGUGAGUCCUGCCAAGAGUACUUCGUGGAUGAGUGCCCGAACCACGGUCCCCCCGUGUUUGUGUCUGACACGCCAGUGCCUGUGGGCAUCCCAGAUCGGGCGGCCCUCACCGUCCCACAGGGCAUGGAGGUGGUAAAGGAAGCUGGUGGGGAGAGCGAUGUGCGGUGUAUAAACGAGGUCGUCCCCAAGGGCCACAUCUUUGGCCCCUAUGAGGGGCAGAUCUCUACCCAGGACAAGUCAGCUGGCUUCUUCUCGUGGUUGAUUGUGGACAAGAACAACCGCUACAAGUCCAUAGAUGGAUCGGAUGAGACCAAGGCCAACUGGAUGAGGUACGUGGUCAUUUCACGGGAGGAGAGGGAGCAGAACCUCCUGGCAUUCCAGCACAGCGAGCGCAUCUACUUCCGGGCAUGCCGAGACAUCCGGCCAGGAGAGCGGCUGCGGGUCUGGUACAGCGAGGACUACAUGAAGCGCCUGCACAGCAUGUCCCAGGAGACCAUCCACCGCAAUCUGACCCGGGGAGAGAAGAGGUUGCAGAGGGAGAAGGCUGAGCAAGCCCUGGAUAAUCCAGAAGACCUAAGGGGUUCCACUCAGUACCCUGUGUUGAAACAGGGCAGAAGUCCCUACAAGCGCAGCUUUGAUGAGGGGGACAUACAUCCUCAGGCCAAGAAGAAGAAAAUAGAUCUCAUCUUCAAGGAUGUACUAGAAGCCUCACUGGCGUCCGCUAAUGUGGAAGCCCGCCAACUGGCUCUGAGCACCUCUCUGGUCAUUCGGAAAGUCCCCAAGUACCAGGAUGAUGACUAUGGUCAGAGCGCAGCUGCCAUGACCCAAGGCAUACAGAAUAUCCACCGGACCCAGGGGGAAGGGGACUGGAAGGUCCCCCAAAGGGUGGAGGAUGAAGAGGAGGAGCCUUCGUCGUUCAGGGCUGACAGUCCUGCCGAGGCCUCUCUGGCAUCCGACCCACAUGAACUGCCCACCACCUCCUUCUGCCCUAAUUGCAUUCGCCUAAAGAAGAAAGUGCGGGAAUUGCAGGCAGAGCUCGACACGCUAAAGUCUGGAAAGGCGCCUGAGCCCUCCGUUCUGCCUCCGCAGGUACUGGAGCUCCCUGAGUUCUCAGAUCCUGCAGCCUCAGAGAGCAUGGUCUCUGGCCCUGCCAUCAUGGAGGAUGAUGACCAGGAAGUGGAUUCUGCAGACGAGUCCGUCUCCAAUGACGUGAUGACAGUAACCGAUGAACCCUCCAAGAUGUCCUCCGCUGCUGGACGCCGCAUCCGGCGCUUCAAGCAGGAAUGGCUGAAGAAAUUCUGGUUCCUCCGGUACUCUCCGACCCUCAACGAGAUGUGGUGCCACGUGUGCCGCCAGUACACGGUGCAGUCCUCGCGCACCUCCGCCUUCAUCAUCGGCUCCAAGCAGUUCAAGAUCCACACCAUCAAGCUGCACAGCCAGAGCAACCUGCACAAGAAGUGUCUGCAGCUGUACAAGCUGCGCAUGCACCCGGAGAAGACGGAGGAGAUGUGCCGCAACAUGACUCUGCUCUUCAACACCGCCUACCACCUGGCCCUGGAGGGCAGGCCCUACCUGGACUUCCGGCCGCUGGCAGAGCUGCUGCGUAAGUGUGAGCUCAAGGUGGUAGACCAGUACAUGAAUGAGGGUGACUGCCAGAUCCUCAUCCACCACAUUGCCCGGGCGCUGAGGGAGGACCUGGUGGAGCGCCUCCGUCAGUCACCCUGCCUCAGCAUCAUCCUGGACGGGCAGAGCGACGACCUUCUGGCUGACACGGUGGCCGUCUACGUGCAGUAUACCAGCAGUGAUGGGCCCCCGGCCACAGAAUUCCUGUCCCUGCAGGAGCUAGGCUUCUCCAGCACAGAGAGCUACCUCCAGGCACUCGACCGGGCCUUUGCUGCCCUUGGCAUCCGCUUACAGGACGAGAAGCCAACUGUCGGCCUGGGAGUGGAUGGGGCCAACAUCACCGCCAGCUUGCGUGCCAGCAUGUUCAUGACCAUCCGCAAGACGCUGCCCUGGCUUCUGUGCUUGCCCUUCAUGGUGCACCGGCCCCACCUGGAGAUCCUGGAUGCCAUCAGUGGGAAGGAGCUGCCCUGUUUGGAGGAGCUGGAGAACAACCUGAAGCAGCUGCUGAGUUUCUACCGCUACUCGCCGCGUCUCAUGUGUGAGCUGCGCUCCACGGCCUCCACCCUGUGCGAGGAGACGGAGUUCCUGGGGGACAUCCGUGCCGUGCGGUGGAUCAUUGGUGAGCAGAAUGUCCUGAACGCCCUCAUCAAGGACUACCUGGAAGUGGUGGCCCACCUCAAGGAUGUCAGCAGCCAGACGCAGCGGGCGGACGCUUCCGCCAUCGCCCUGGCCCUGCUGCAGUUCCUCAUGGACUACCAGUCCAUCAAGCUCAUCUACUUCCUGCUGGACGUGAUCGCCGUGCUCUCACGCCUGGCCUACAUCUUCCAGGGAGAGUAUCUCCUGGUGUCGCAGGUGGACGACAAGAUCGAAGAGGCCAUCCAGGAGAUCAGCCGGCUGGCAGACUCCCCGGGGGAGUACCUGCAGGAAUUUGAGGAGAAUUUCCGAGAGAGCUUCAAUGGGAUCGCCGUGAAGAACCUCAGGGUGGCUGAGGCUAAGUUCCAGGCUAUCAGGGAGAAGAUCUGCCAGAAGACACAGGUCAUUCUGGCACAGAGGUUCGAUUCCCGAAGCCGGGUCUUUGUGAAGGCCUGCCAAGUGUUCGAUCUAGCCGCCUGGCCCAGGAACAGUGAAGAACUCCUGAGCUUUGGCAAGGAGGACAUGGUUCAGAUCUUCGACCACCUGGAAGCCAUUCCUACCUUCUCCCGGGAUGUAUGCCGCGAAGGGGUGGACCCCCGGGGAAGCCUGCUGAUGGAGUGGAGAGACCUCAAGGCUGAUUACUACACCAAAAAUGGCUUCAAAGACCUCAUCAGUCACAUCUGCAAGUACAAGCAAAGGUUUCCGCUCUUGAACAAGGUCAUUCAGGUACUUAAAGUCCUCCCCACCUCCACUGCCUGCUGUGAGAAAGGCCGCAGUGCUCUCCAGCGGGUCCGAAAAAACCACCGCUCCCGCCUGACCUUGGAGCAGCUCAGUGACCUGUUGACAAUUGCUGUGAAUGGACCACCCAUCGCCAACUUUGAUGCCAAGCGAGCCCUGGACAGCUGGUUUGAGGAGAAGUCUGGCAACAGCUACACACUGUCAGCCGAGGUCCUCAGUAGGAUGUCUGCCCUGGAGCAGAAGCCCAUGCUGCAGGCUGUGGACCAUGCCUCUGAGUUCUACCCAGACAUGUAG